Messenger RNA from Vigna unguiculata (cowpea), 1095 nucleotides. The record is from RefSeq and is a predicted model, not a curated record. NCBI's taxonomy places the organism in Eukaryota, Viridiplantae, Streptophyta, Magnoliopsida, Fabales, Fabaceae.
AUGCCACUCGGAGCAACAACUGUUACCCUGGAAGAUGUUUCACUGCAACUGGGGAUGCCAAUUGAUGGUGAACCCGUCGCCGGUGGAAGUUCUGGAAACCUGCUACAAUUGUGUCAAGAUUUAUUAGGGGAUAUUCCUCCCGAAAAUAUGUUUAUAGGGAACCGAAUAAAGCUAUCAUGGCUAAAUAGCAGAUUCCGAGAAUUACCGGAUGACGCAACACUGGCUACCGUUGGACAGGAUGCACGAGCACACAUCCUCAUUUUAAUUGGCAGCAUGUUGAUGCCAGAUACAUCAACCAGUCUCGUGCAUUUUAUGUUCUUGCCAUUGUUAACAGAUUUGGAUCAUAUUUCAAAUUUUAGUUGGGGUUCCGCAGUAUUGGCAUGCCUCUAUCGUGCACUGGAUCACAACACAAAAUUCCAUCAAGACAACAUUGGUGGAUGCAUGUUAUUGCUCCAGUGUUGGGCGUGGGAGAGAUUCACAUGCAUCUCUCCAGAAAUACAACCAGUCACGGAGGACGAGAUUGUGGCUGGGCUUGCGUUCCCCUUAAGUGUGAGGUGGUGUCGACAAACACGUUCUGUGUUCCAUGACCAAACAACUAUGGUGGGCUUCCGGAAAAAAUUUGAUCAAAUUCAACCAAGGCAGGGCGAACCUUUCACCAAAAGUGGCCAUCUGCGUGAUAACUCGCCCUACAUGCAAUGGUACAUAAAUCAUACCAUCCGAAUGCAUCCUCCAUCGUCAUCUCAACAGGUUCCCACUUCAUAUGGUUUUUUUCCAGCACCUUCAAACUUUGGAUCAGGUCCAGCGCAAUAUUAUGGUUGUUCAUUUGGCCCACAUAUUUCCAGCUAUGGGGGUGUUCCAUCACAAAUGUUUGGGACAUCAGCACUAACUCCACCAUCUGCAUACCGAGGCGCCUCAUCUUCACAACCAUACUACACACCUGAAAUUCCAUUUAAUGUUUCAGAAGGAGGUUCUGAAUCUGUGGAAGUGGAAGAUACUGAUGACGAAAGUGAGUCACCCCCUCCUCCCCCACAACUUGAGAGACGACCUCGACGACCGACACGAAGGCCACCAUGCGGCAUAGGCAGCCACCGUUGA